GAGUUACCCAUCUCUAUCAAGUACUUAUAUGAAUUCCGUUUCUGUUAAUUUAUGAAAUUUAAAAUUUAUAUGUAAUAAACUACAUGAUUAAAUGCAGAUAUAUUUAUAUAUUGUAGUGUUUUAAACAUAUGCAGACUGUAGUAAGUUAAUAAUGAGUGCAAGUACGAAAAGAACAAUAUAUGUUGGAGGAUUAGCUGAAGAAGUUGAUGAAAAAGUAUUAAACGCAGCUUUUAUUCCUUUUGGAGAUAUAGUUGAUGUUCAGAUACCUUUGGAUUAUGAAUCGGAGAAACAUAGGGGUUUUGCCUUCAUUGAAUUUGAAAGUGCCGAAGAUGCUGCUGCUGCUAUAGAUAAUAUGAACGAUUCUGAACUUUUUGGUCGAACAAUAAGAGUAAAUUUGGCCAAACCACAAAGAAUUAAAGAAGGUUCAACAAGACCUGUCUGGUCAGAAGAUUCUUGGCUACAACAACAUGCUGGUGAAACAAUAAACAAAAAAAUUGAUGAAACAACUGAAACCAAUGAAGAAAUUGAAAGCGAACCUAAGGCAAAAAAAGUUAUAAAUCCCCAAGUUUACUUUGAUAUUAAAAUAGGAAAAACAGAAGUUGGUAGGAUAACAAUGAUGCUUCGAGCUGAUGUUGUUCCACGUACAGCAGAAAAUUUUCGAUGUUUGUGUACACAUGAAAAAGGUUAUGGAUUUCAAGGAAGUAUUUUUCAUAGAAUUAUUCCUGAUUUUAUGUGUCAAGGUGGAGAUUUUACUAAUCAUAAUGGCACGGGUGGUAAAUCAAUUUAUGGAAGAAAAUUUGCGGAUGAAAAUUUUGAAUUAAAACAUGUUGGACCGGGUACAUUAUCUAUGGCCAAUUCAGGAUUAAACACAAAUGGAUCGCAAUUUUUUAUAUGUACUGCAAAAACUGAUUGGUUGGAUGGAAAACAUGUAGUUUUCGGACACGUAAUUAGUGGUAUGGAUGUUGUUAAGAGAAUGGAAAAGUGCGGUACAAAAAGUGGAAAACCAACAGAGAGAGUUAUUAUAUCUGCCUGUGGUGAAAUACAGUGAACUUUAAAUAUUUUUGUUUUUUUUUUUGUAUCUUAAUAUUAAUUUUUAAAGUUUAAGCUGUAUUUUAAAUGUCAGCAAUAUAUUAUUAAUCCCUUUUUAAUAUGAAAAUAUUUCAGGCUGUUAGUAGUUUUGAUUCAUAUUCAAGGUAGUCGUAGAAAACAUAUUUUAACACUACCACUCAUAAAUAUCCAUUUCUAUCAUGAAAGAAUCGUAAUGUGAAAAUAUUAAAUUUUGCUACGUUGCUGCCCACAAAUUAUUUGAUGUGAAAAGCUCACCGGCUUCCAAAGUUCGCACUUUAGUAAUGAAAUUAAAUAACAAAUCAGUUGCUCCCACUGUAACACCGUAUUUUAAUGACAAAUUUGUUUUUUUCAAGAAAAAAGUAAAUAGAAAAUGAAGUAAAUUUAAAAUAUUAUAACAAUAUUUAAUGCAGUUAUAGUGAUUAUACUUUUCUCUAUAUUAACAAUGCUUGUUUGGAUUGCGUCUAAUAUAGAUAUUAAUAAUUGACCAAAUCUGUACAGAAACUGUCUUUUAUUACGAACUAUUGGAAAAUGACUCGACAUGAUUAAUUAUUGCCUUUACGUAAGGUCCAUAUUGUUUUUUAAUUAUUCUUAUUAAA
This is a messenger RNA of Anoplophora glabripennis (Asian longhorned beetle), 1664 nucleotides long. RefSeq names its product peptidyl-prolyl cis-trans isomerase E (gene cyp33). The record is from RefSeq and is a predicted model, not a curated record. NCBI's taxonomy places the organism in Eukaryota, Metazoa, Arthropoda, Insecta, Coleoptera, Cerambycidae. Gene Ontology annotation, molecular function: peptidyl-prolyl cis-trans isomerase activity; RNA binding. The coding region runs from base 152 to 1048 and encodes 298 amino acids. Gene Ontology annotation, cellular component: intracellular membrane-bounded organelle. Gene Ontology annotation, biological process: protein folding; protein peptidyl-prolyl isomerization. The transcript has a single exon.